AUGCGGCGCCGCCUGUACAGACAGGUACUCCUGCCGGCGGUGGCAUACGCGUCCCCCAUAUGGUGGUCGCCGUCAUCUGACUGUAGGCUCAAGGCCCGCAUGAUCACGGUACAGCGCACUAUGCUGCUGGCGAUCACGGGCGCGUAUCGCACGACACGCACGGCCGCGCUGCAGGUGCUCGCGAACCAGCCGCGCAUCGGGCUGGAGCUCGAUAGACUCAAUGCGGAGUUCGAACUGUUCCGCAUGCGACGAACGGUCACGUUCGGCGCGCACGCCUUCGCGCCGGACGAGACGUAUCCGCAUGAUGCCUGGGGCGCCCACCCGUCGGAGGCGCGAGGGUUCCCCUUCGAGCGGCUUGACGUCUCAGCGGCUCGCGCGUGGUCGUCCGUACCAGGCACGCAUGUGUACACCGACGGCUCCCACACGUCGAGGUCCGCGGGCGCGGCGGUGGUGGUCUUGAAGCCGCGGGGCUCGAUCGUCGCCGUGCGCAAAUAUCGCCUCACGGUCGCCUCGAGCGCAUACUGCGCCGAGGUGGUUGCGCUGAUCGAGGCACUGAAUUACCUAAAAACACACGCGUGGGUGCCUCCGGCGCAUAUAUACGCGGACAACCUGUCGCUGCUCGCCGCGCUGUGCCACGUAACAACCAGGGACACGCGAAUCACGAGCAUUAAGAGCGCGCUGUACCGGCUACAGAGGCGGGGCGCCAUAUCCCUUUUCCACGUGCCCGCCCAUCGGGGCGUUUUUGGCAAUGAGCUCGCGGACAUUGCGGCGAGCUCUGCGGCGACCUCGGGAGUGGACCGAAGGUCGCACCGGUCCUUCAGGGUCGUGAGAGCCGCGUUCUCGGCUGCAGUGCGAGCGCGCUGGGCCGUGGAGUGGCGCGGGGAGCACUCCGACACCGAGUUGUAUAAGUGGUGGUGGUACCGCCCUGGAUAA
Messenger RNA from Dermacentor andersoni, 933 nucleotides. RefSeq lists its product as uncharacterized. The record is from RefSeq and is a predicted model, not a curated record. Lineage: Eukaryota; Metazoa; Arthropoda; Arachnida; Ixodida; Ixodidae. Gene Ontology annotation, molecular function: RNA-DNA hybrid ribonuclease activity; nucleic acid binding.